GUAAGUGAUUUGUAAUCGUCAGCUCUUUUGAACUGUGCACGUCCUUCGUGUUUGUUGCAGCAGAUCCCUGAUUCUUAAAGUCAGACCCAUCAUGGAACACUUUUUGAAUUUUAAGCAUUUUAUUUUAAAUGAGACAGCAGCAGGCAUUAAUGUUAUAGUUCGUGGGUAGUUCUCUCACUUAAGGAAAGUUUACAGUUUAGUAUUGAAAAGCCUCACUUUGAUGAAAAUCCUGAAUACUUAUGGCUUAAGUGCUGUUUUAAACAUGCUUUUUGUGGGGUGAGGAACAAUUUUAUUACUUUUUUCCUCCCUUCUUUUCCUUGCAGACAAGGUUUUUACAAGCAAGGCAGUACGUUCUCUAUCUUCUGCAGGGAGACAUUGAGUAACCUCAUUUAAGCCUUGAGAGGCUAAAAACAAAGUUUCUUAUCCAUUGCUUGGGAUACAUUUUUAGAUGUAAACUCUUGGCUUUAGAGACCCCAAAAUAAAUCUAUAAGAAAUAUUUUCCCAGGGAAGUAGAGAGUUCCCACAGGUUAACUCAAAUUUUGGCCCUUUGCCUGGGAAGAGGAAAUUGUCCCAGAAGAAAGCCAUCAGUCAUAUGGAGUCACAGUACUUCCGCUCAGUUGACUUUUAAGGAAAACAGCAGUAACUCAGAACUCUUAUUUACUGCUAUCUUUUGAAAACGUUUCAUGACCUGUGCACUUUUUAUAUCACAGUCUGAAGCAAAUGUACUUCAAAGCUUCCUGUUGGAAAGAGCGAACAUGAAGUCAUCUGUAGAGAGAAUUAGAUCAUAGUCUUUGUGGAAAAUGUGUAGGGUUGCAUAUCCUUUUCAUUUGCACCUCUCAUUACCACGGAGCAUACUUGAAAUUAAGAAAGAAAGAGAGAAAGAAAGAGAGGAAGAGAGAAAAAGAAAGAGAGAAAGAAAGAACAUGUUAAUGUACCAGUGGCUAGGCUUUCUUUUUCCUGCCUUUUUAAAGCUCAGAUACACAAAGCUGUGCGUUUAAGAGAAUAAGUAAGCUUUUUAUUUAAUUUUUUUAUUUUUGAGAUAGAUUUGUGUCGUUGACUAAUCUGAGAUUCCAGGCAAUAGUUGUAUGCUGCAAUUUAGUUAUAAUGUAUUUUCCGUCUAUUUUGUGUAAGUGUUAAAGGGUGGACAGAUAGAAUACAGAGAAUUAUAACACAGAGUGUGGAAGAACAGUAAAUUAAAGCUCCUAAUUAAAAAAAAAACCCUAUAAAUUUGGAAGAGGUGAUGUGGGUUUAGUUAACUAUUAGACACUUACGUAAGCAUUAGGUAAAUAUUUUGGGUGUUCUAAGUCAGUGUUCCCAAGAUGAGAGACCAACUCUUGUACUGAAAGAAUGCCACCUCCGUGCCAGAAUUUUAGCCCACACUGAGAGGUCCCUGCUGGCGAAGUGGUUGGUUAGAGUGAGUGAGUGUGUGUGUGUGUGUGUGUGUGUGUGUGUGUGUGUGUGUGUGUGGUGGGUGGUACAGUGCAAUUAUAGCUUCUGUAGUUUUCCCAUCGUUUUUCGAUUUUACCUCGUCUCCAAAGUUGGCAAAGAUUCUCCAUUAAUGCUGGGCUCUCACGGAAGUAACAUUUAAAAAGUAUAUGGUUCCCUUUCAGUAAGAAUGUUUUGGAACUCCGCUGUGAUUUUAAGCCCCCACCCACUUCACCAAACCCAGCAAAUGGAAGAAGCCAGGCCUCUAGUGAACCAUUGGGCAGCUGAUGCUAGCACAAAUGGGAGGGACCAGGGAGCAGCUGAGAGGCCUUCUGUGGCCCCAAAUCGUUUGGGGUUUGCCCCUAGAAGAAUUCAUUGAUCUGAGUUUGGCCGGUGCAGAAGAGGAGAGCCUAGGAGAGUGGGAGGCUUGGGUGGGGGAAGUCAGAUACCCCAUCCCUAACCUUCCCCCAAAGGUACCUAGAUGCCUGGGGAAUCCCUCCCAAGCACCGUAGCUCUCACCUUCGGAGAGUCAAGUUUCUUUAGGAGCGUUAGACACCUGUGUGAGGCGCUCCCUGUGGGAAAGGUGGCGUAGGGGACGCCAGAGCUCCAUCCACACCGCUUUCCUCUGUGAGGCUGCGGUUACAAUCCCUCCAGAAGUCAGAGCUGUUAGCAUGCACACUCUGCUCUCUUCCUUGGUCGACAGGAACCUAGCCCCACAUUCUGGAGACGGAGCCCGCUGACGCCUCUCCAGUUUGCUCCGGGUCCUCUCCCUCCCACCUCUCCACCUCCAAAGUAGCGCUCCAGCCUCUCUCCGCCCGCACAGCCCCAGCGCCCCCGAGCUUUAUCAGGCUCCCCACACACAUCGUUGGCUUCCUUUGGCACCCGGCGCUGGUGACCCUGGCGGAGCAGCCGCCUCCUCCGAGCCCAGUCCCCCUCCUCCCGCCCGCGGGUCACCGCGCCUCCAGGCUCUGCUCCCCCAGGCACCGCGGCGCCCACCGCCUUUCAGGUUCAUCCUGAGCUGGACCUGUUUUGCUCAUCCCUAAACCCGGAGAAGUGGAAUCUGCACACUGAAACUCUCGGUGGCUGGAGCGGCGGACUGGGCAUGCUCAGAAGCCAGGUUUGGCUUUGGUCUCAAGUCGAAGGAAGCUUUUGCACUCGCGAGGCAGCGGCGACUUUAGGGAAAGUUGAUCCGAGAGGGGAGGAAGCCCCAAGACGCGGAGCAGCGGCAGGAAGGAGCCCCCGGCAGCCCGGAGGAGCAUGGGCACCCUGCGGGAUUUACAGUACGCGCUCCAGGAGAAGAUCGAGGAGCUGAGGCAGCGGGAUGCUCUCAUCGAUGAGCUGGAGCUGGAGUUGGAUCAGAAGGACGAACUGAUCCAGAAGCUGCAGAACGAACUGGACAAGUACCGCUCGGUGAUCCGGCCCGCCACCCAGCAGGCGCAGAAGCAGAGCGCCAGCACCUUGCAGGGUGAACCGCGCACCAAGCGCCAGGCGAUCUCCGCGGAGCCCACCGCCUUCGACAUCCAGGAUCUCAGCCACGUGACCCUGCCCUUCUACCCCAAGAGCCCACAGUCAAAGGAUCUUAUAAAGGAGGCCAUCCUUGACAAUGACUUCAUGAAGAACUUGGAGCUGUCCCAGAUCCAGGAGAUUGUGGAUUGUAUGUACCCUGUGGAAUAUGGCAAAGACAGCUGCAUCAUCAAGGAAGGAGAUGUGGGAUCACUGGUGUAUGUCAUGGAAGAUGGGAAGGUGGAAGUUACAAAAGAAGGUGUGAAGCUGUGCACCAUGGGUCCAGGAAAAGUGUUUGGGGAGCUGGCUAUUCUUUACAACUGUACCCGGACAGCGACCGUCAAGACUCUUGUAAAUGUGAAACUCUGGGCCAUUGAUCGACAAUGUUUUCAAACGAUAAUGAUGAGGACGGGACUCAUCAAGCAUACCGAGUACAUGGAGUUUUUAAAAAGCGUUCCCACAUUCCAGAGCCUUCCUGACGAAAUCCUCAGCAAGCUGGCCGAUGUCCUCGAGGAGACCCACUAUGAAAACGGAGAAUAUAUUAUCAGGCAGGGUGCAAGAGGAGACACCUUCUUUAUCAUCAGCAAAGGAAAGGUGAAUGUUACUCGAGAAGACUCACCAAGUGAAGACCCAGUCUUUCUUAGAACGUUAGGAAAGGGAGACUGGUUUGGAGAGAAAGCCUUGCAGGGGGAGGAUGUGAGAACGGCAAACGUAAUUGCUGCAGAGGCUGUCACCUGCCUUGUGAUUGACAGAGACUCAUUCAAGCAUUUGAUUGGAGGACUGGAUGAUGUUUCUAACAAAGCAUAUGAAGAUGCAGAAGCGAAAGCAAAAUAUGAAGCCGAAGCUGCCUUCUUCGCCAACCUGAAGCUGUCUGAUUUCAACAUCAUCGACACCCUUGGAGUUGGAGGUUUCGGACGAGUGGAGCUGGUCCAGUUGAAAAGUGAAGAAUCCAAAACAUUUGCAAUGAAGAUUCUCAAGAAACGCCACAUUGUGGACACAAGACAGCAGGAACACAUCCGCUCGGAGAAGCAGAUCAUGCAGGGGGCUCAUUCUGACUUCAUUGUGAGGCUGUACAGGACAUUUAAAGACAGCAAAUACUUGUAUAUGUUGAUGGAAGCUUGCCUAGGUGGAGAACUCUGGACUAUUCUCAGGGAUAGGGGUUCAUUUGAAGAUUCGACAACCAGAUUUUACACAGCAUGCGUGGUAGAAGCAUUUGCCUAUCUGCAUUCCAAAGGAAUCAUUUACAGGGACCUCAAGCCAGAAAAUCUCAUCCUAGAUCAUCGAGGUUAUGCCAAGCUGGUUGACUUUGGCUUUGCAAAGAAAAUAGGAUUUGGAAAGAAAACAUGGACUUUUUGUGGGACUCCAGAAUAUGUAGCCCCAGAGAUCAUCCUGAACAAAGGCCAUGACAUUUCAGCUGACUACUGGUCACUAGGAAUUCUAAUGUAUGAGCUUCUGACUGGCAGCCCACCUUUCUCAGGCCCAGACCCUAUGAAAACCUAUAACAUCAUACUGCGGGGGAUUGACAUGAUAGAAUUUCCAAAGAAGAUUGCAAAAAAUGCUGCUAAUUUAAUUAAAAAACUAUGCAGGGACAACCCAUCAGAAAGGUUAGGAAAUUUGAAAAACGGAGUAAAAGACAUUCAGAAACACAAAUGGUUUGAGGGGUUUAAUUGGGAAGGCUUAAGAAAAGGCACCUUGACACCUCCCAUAAUUCCAAGUGUUGCGUCACCCACAGACACAAGCAAUUUCGACAGUUUCCCUGAGGACAGCGAUGAGCCACCGCCUGACGACAACUCAGGCUGGGACAUAGACUUCUAAUGUAUUUCUCUUACCUGCUUCUGCCUUGCUGAAGACAGCUUUUUCUGAGACACAGCUGCCAGCAAACCUGAGGGAAAGAGAGAAGAUUAGUGCUCGGGGUCACCAUGAUGCCUUUGAUCGAUGCUGCUCCAGUAACUACGGUGGCAUUAGGACUUAUUGCUUAGAUUGUGAUAGUGCUCUUUACAUGUUUUAUGUUGGAACCUAAAAUAGCAGUUGACAUGGUGGUCCUGAAGCAAAGCCUUUCACCAGUAAAGUGAUGUUUUCUAUUGUUGCAAUGACCUUGCUUUGCUCUGAUUAUGUUUUGAAAGAGUGUAGGAAAUACUUCAAUCUAGUAGAAGAGUCUGUAUCUUGCUAGAAUUACCGAGAAGAAUAGAGAAUAAUAUAUUCGGUACGAUAGAUGACUGUGGUACAAAACCUGGGCUAUUCCUUUUCAUCAGGGAAGGGUGUGGAGCUUCUGACUUCAAGCCAGUAUGUAUAUCGUACAAAGAGGAGCACACAUCUGUAGGUCACAGACUUCAUGUCAAACCAGUGCUAGAAGUUUCUGAAUUUUUUUCCUAGCUGAUGACAAGACUGAAUGUUACCUUUUCUUUCUGAUGGUUUCUAAAAUUUGGUCUGAUAAAAAAGCACAAUUGCUAUGGUUUCUGAACAAGCCUCCCACGGCAGGUACAUAUGCGUAUUUGGAGGAUUGAAAAUGUGCAUGAUAAUUGAGAAAUUGGCAUGACAAAGUGGAGGGAGAAAAAGAAUUCACAACACCAUUUCAUAUCUUUAAAAUAUAUAUAAAUAUAUUGUGCUUAAAGAUGGUCCUGGAAAUGACUAGCAGCCAAUUGGUUUUAUUUAUUACUUAACACCCUCAAACCGAGGCUUAAACUCUUCCCUUUUAUAAGAACACACCCUUGGGGCACGGGUGGGAUAGGGUGGGGAGGAAUGAAGACCCAUCCAAAAAAAUAAAAAUGAAAAGGUGCUAUGUCUAUCUUUCAUCUGUAAUGUCAGUGUCUGAACGGAUGACACAGAUCCUAAUCAUCCUGUCUAGCCAGAGACUCAAGCAUUUUCACUAACUUUAUUAAAAACAAAUUCCUGUCAGAUGUCACAACACAGUCCAGGGCUCAGAGAGAAAGGAUAUUAAAAAUGUAUUUCAACUGGUCACUUGUCUUAGACCUGAACCAAAACAAUAUAUAUGCAGUCUGAAAGUACAAAGUCAAUGGUAUUGAGAGUUACUACUAAGGAGCUUUGUUUAUUUGAGGUCAGGGAGGAAGACACGGAGUUGAGACCCUUUCCCUCAGUAAGUUUAUCAAAGUUAGAAGGGGUUAGAGAGGAACACAGGAGACUUGCUUUCUCAAGACUGCAUUUUGUCUGAUAGAGCAGAGGUGUUAAAACAGCCUUAGAAAUUUCACAUGAGCUAGAGAAGACAAGAUUUGAAAAUGUCAAGCUGUCUUUUUCACAUGAGGAAAAGGAUCAUCAAAUUAUAGUGUGUUGUUGGCAGGCCAGUUGACCUCUAUCAUUAAAUGGCAGAAUUCUCCAGAAGCUUUCUUUAGGUAGCAUUUUACUUAUGUAGGUAAAUGUACAACCGUCCAAGACAGCACCCUGAUUUGGAAAUCAUGUUAAUAGAGAUUUGCUAUUUUUCCAAUAGUUUUUUUAAUGUAGAAAUUCUUAUAAAAAUGGUUCCAUUAGGUCAUCACAGCCUACCCAAUAAAUGACAUGAGGUUUUUUUUGAAAUUUCAUACUCAAAAUGACUUUCAAAUGUGCUAUCCUAUCAAAAUAUAAUACUCUUAAAACAUUUGAAGCCCAAAACUACUGAAAGUAUGUUUAAUUGGGGUAAAGUUCAAUUAAAACUUUGAUCCUGAUAUUAUUAUUACUGUAUGAUUAGAAUCUUCUCUUUCAUAAGCAGUUUCUCAAGAUUAGUAGAUUCCCAGAGAGAUCUGUGGAUUUCAACAGACUAAAUAAUAUAAAAAUUAAAUGCAUCAAGCUAAAAUUCAGUGAUUUCUGGAGGUUUAUUUAUCUUUUAACUGAUUUCUAAAAAGCAUAUAAUCCCAACAUUAUAAUCAGUGUUUAAUAUUUUCUGUUGCAAGAUAGUGUGGUUUAGGUGCGCCAAAGGCUUGCUAGGAUGUUACAUUUGCCUUGUUAUUAGCAAAGGGAAUUGUCUCUCUAACCUUUCAAAUAUCCACAAAUGCCCAGGAAUUUUCACGGACCAUGUAUUUGGGGACUUUGGUUCCAGGCUAAGACAGCUCAUGUGGCUAUAUGGAUUCUAUGAAGGAGAAAGGAGUUGUUUUCAGCACAAUGUGACUGUGGGCUGUUUUCCAUUUGUGAUACAUCUUUGUUCAUUUCAUCCACAGCAUUGAUUAGAAUGUCCAAUACAAUCCCAAGAGAUAAAGGUGACCUCUAUCUUCCAAGAGUUGCUAACAGAAAACAUACAUCAGAUUUUCAAAACUGAAUUUUAAGAAUUUAAAUCUUGUCUUAAUGAAGACACUAGGGCUAUCAUUCAUGGUCAGCUUGAUAAACCACAUCUUACUUUCUGGACUUUUCCAUGCCCCUUUAUUUUUAUUCUUUAUUUUCUUGCACUAAAGACCAUCUGGAUAAACUAGAAUAGUGCCAAUUUGUUUGAUUUGCUAACUGACUUUCUUGUUGAUACUUCUGUGUAUGGGAAAUAGGGCUGUCUGUGUGUCUUAAAUCACAGAAAAACAGCAAACUGCCAAGGAGAGGACAUCACAAUAUUUAAUUAGACUGAACACAUUAGAGAAAAUGAGUUUUGGAAAAGUGUUAUAGUUGAUUUUUAUACUUAUGAGCUUCUUUAUUAUUUGGAUGUGAAUCAGAUCCAUGUAGCAUUUAAAACAAAUUUAUUUUUAUUAUAAUCCUUACAAGUCAGAGGGGUUUUUUUCUUAAAAUUAGGGAACAUACAUGUGAAUUACACAUGUAGAAUAAUAUUUAAACUAUUGAAUCUUUCUCACUUUAUUUCCAAAUGAUAGACCUGAUGGUGAUCCUAAAGAAGUCAGCUACCAUAUUGAACACAAGGGUAUUAAACCCGACUUUAUACAGUAGAGGUUUCUGUGCAUUUUCCACACAUUUUCUUUCACAGUAGGACCACAACAAAUAUUUAUGUAAAUAGAUAUUUUGGGGUGAUAUUUUGUGGUACAUAUAACUUUUUUUAGUGUUUCACAGCAUUAUGAUUUUAUUUUAUUAUUUGUAUUAAAUAAUGUUUUUAGGUCCAAGUAGACUUGAAUGAGCGUCAUAAUUGUUAGUAUUAUUGAAACUUAUGUCAACAGUACUGUCACUCAUCUGUCCCAUAGUUUAGAACAUGACCUGGCUAUCUGGCGUUGUUGCAAGUGCCUUAAACUCAUGGCAUCUUAUUAAGAAAACAAAUUUGGUGUUAUGCUGCAUGACAAAGACAAACACACCUCAAAAUGUUGUCCUUUCUUAGCUUGCUGCGUUUUACAGUUCUUUCUGCUAACGAUUUAUAAGCCUUUAUUAUAUAAUAUUGAUGAAUUACAGAAAUGAUGAAGUUGUUAUCUUAUUUCUGUUAAAUGUACCAGAGCUGUGUGUCUGUUCAUGAGAUACAGCGUCAUUUCUGUGAAAUGUAUAAAUGUAUGUGCAGGUCAAAUUACUAUAUGACAUACUAUCAGUCUGUAUACAGGUAUUCCUGUUUUGCUCAGCUGUGCAGACUCAGUAAAAUUUAAAAAAAAAAGUAGUGCAGUCAAAUCCUAAUGUAUCUCAUUUUAUAGACUCCAUUAACAAUGGUUCAACCCAAAAGAAAUAUUGGAAAUGACUGCUCACCACACCUCGUUCUGAAACCAAUGAUGAAAAUGUACCUUGGUGCACCCCUCAACAAAACAGGAUGCUUUCUCUGAGUUCUUGUAUAUGCAAAUCAUGUAUGAGGCAAGUUUUCGGGAGACCUUGAGAGCAAAAUGUUGAAAGUAUGUUGUUAGCCCUCCUCCUUUCUGCCCCUGCAUCAACAGACAGAGCUCUGGGACCUUGGCCAUGACACAGAGGUUUGGGCUUUCUAAGUAAAGGGACAUUUCUUUAAGCGUCAUCUAUCAAGUUUAUUUCAACGUAUGAUGUUUUUACAACUGGUCAGUUCUUUUGUAUUCUUACAGCUAUGGUUAUUUGAUUGUCCUCUUACAAUUUGUGCUACAUGAAAGAGUCUUUUGUUAGAAUGCAACAAACUGUCAUCUAAUGGUCAUUGGCCACUUGCACUCUUUUGAUGUAGAUUAAAAACUUUUUCAUAACUUAACCUGCUUUGAUUUGCUCUGUAUUUUCCCUGCAGCUGUAAUUGCAGAGUGCCUGUUGGAUACUUUAUAGAGUUGAAAUAAAAAAAAAUAAUUACUUUUGAA
Messenger RNA from Peromyscus californicus insignis, 9065 nucleotides. RefSeq names its product protein kinase cGMP-dependent 1 (gene Prkg1). NCBI's taxonomy places the organism in Eukaryota, Metazoa, Chordata, Mammalia, Rodentia, Cricetidae. The record is from RefSeq and is a predicted model, not a curated record. Gene Ontology annotation, molecular function: ATP binding; cGMP-dependent protein kinase activity. Gene Ontology annotation, biological process: protein phosphorylation.